Molecule: messenger RNA, 483 nt
Organism: Arvicola amphibius (Eurasian water vole)
Lineage: Eukaryota; Metazoa; Chordata; Mammalia; Rodentia; Cricetidae
Gene: Opalin
Product: oligodendrocytic myelin paranodal and inner loop protein
Exons: 6
Coding region: 1-483 (160 amino acids)
Cellular component (GO): plasma membrane; cell-cell contact zone
Source: RefSeq, a predicted model, not a curated record
AUGUCAGGAGAUGGGACUAGAGGAGGGCCCAGCCAGGAACCAGGAAUAAGGAUGAAUAGCUUUUCGCUGAACUUCACGCUGCCAGCGAAUAUGACUCCCUCUCCAGUUGCCCCGAGUGCCAAAGCCGACGACUGUGGUCCCUCUAUUGGACUAGCAGCCGGAAUCCCAUCCCUGCUGGCCACAGUCCUGCUGGUGGCUUUGCUGUUUACCUUGAUUCAGCGGAGAAGAAGCGUGGAUGAGCCCUUUGAGGAAAGUGAGAGACCAUGUGAAAUUUCAGAACUCUAUGACAAUCCCAAAGUCUCUGAGAAUCCUAGGCGGUCACCCACACAUGAGAUGGACCCACGAGGUGCCCAGGAAGGCCACAUAUAUGUGAAGACAGUCUCUGGAAGUGAGGAGCCCUUGCCCGACACUUACCGUCGUCCUGAAGAAAUAGAGAGAAGGAGAGGACUGUGGUGGCUUGUGCCCAGACUGAGCCUAGAAUGA